GCAUGCGCGGGCCGUGCAGAGGGCGGGCCGGUUUCCGGCUGCGCUUGGGGCUGCAGGCCCCGGCAGGCGCUGCGGCCGCCGAAAUGGAGACUUUGUACCGCGUCCCGUUCCUAGUUCUCGAAUGUCCCAACCUGAAGCUGAAGAAGCCUCCGUGGGUGCACAUGCCGUCCGCCAUGACGGUGUACGCCCUGGUGGUGGUGUCCUACUUCCUCAUCACCGGAGGAAUCAUUUAUGAUGUUAUCGUGGAGCCGCCGAGCGUUGGCUCCAUGACCGACGAGCACGGGCAUCAGAGGCCGGUAGCUUUCUUGGCCUACAGGGUGAAUGGACAGUACAUCAUGGAAGGCCUGGCCUCCAGCUUCCUGUUCACCAUGGGGGGGCUGGGUUUCAUCAUCUUGGACCGAUCCAACGCACCAAAUAUUCCGAAGCUCAACAGAUUUCUUCUUCUGUUCAUUGGAUUUGUCUGUGUCCUGUUGAGCUUUUUCAUGGCCAGAGUAUUCAUGAGAAUGAAACUGCCGGGCUACCUGAUGGGUUAGCGCCUUUGGAGAAGAAAUCAGCGGAUUCGCUCCUGUUGAAGCGUCAAAGGCUGUACGAGUCCUCUCCUGUGAAACGUGAGAAGAGAUGAAGGGCAGCCAUGAGGAAGUACUGGCGAAAACACAGGAGGUGUUUAAAACUCGGACUAGAAGCUUUUGAUAUCAGAGACAAGUUUAUCACAGUAUUUUUUUUUCUGCUGACCCAUUCUGAUGUGAUGUCAAGUGGCAUUUUCUUCUCAGUCUUUCAUUUGUUCAAGAAAACAUUCUUAAACUUCUUAAACUGCAAUAUUGAAUAAAGUGGUUAUUUUUUACAAGGCCCUCAGCAUUUUUGGAGAUGCCGUUUCUGAUUUCUAGAAAUGAAUGUAACAGCAGGAAGCAGAUUCUGUGGCCGAGAGCUCUGGCCAGCCGAUCCCUUCGCCGAUGGUGCUCUGCCUGCAGUCGGCGUGCACGGUCAUACUGUGUCUCAGACGUGCGUGCAGACUGUUUCCUCCACAGUAAAUGGAUAAAAGGAGCAGAAAUAAAUACUUUUUCUACUUAA
Chinchilla lanigera (long-tailed chinchilla) is the source of this 1068-nucleotide messenger RNA. RefSeq names its product oligosaccharyltransferase complex subunit (non-catalytic) (gene Ostc). The coding region runs from base 3 to 533 and encodes 176 amino acids. The record is from RefSeq and is a predicted model, not a curated record. Lineage: Eukaryota; Metazoa; Chordata; Mammalia; Rodentia; Chinchillidae. The transcript is spliced from 4 exons. Gene Ontology annotation, cellular component: oligosaccharyltransferase complex.